Molecule: messenger RNA, 285 nt
Organism: Clonostachys rhizophaga
Lineage: Eukaryota; Fungi; Ascomycota; Sordariomycetes; Hypocreales; Bionectriaceae
Source: the annotation of a GenBank genome assembly
AUGAAAGAGCUUGAGCUCCAGGUACAAGAGAAAACCAUUAAGGAGCUCAAAGACAAUAUUAACUAUAAUAAGAUAACUCUAAGCGAGUUUAAGGAGUAUAUAGAGGAAUUUACUAAUAAGCUAGACAAGCUUGAGAUCGAGAGAGAUAAGCUUAAGACCGAGAGAGAUACUCUAGCGAUUAAAAAUAAAAAGACUACCUUACUUAUUAACUACUUGAAGAAGGAUCGGCUGGAAAUAGCAGAGUUUCAGAUAUAUACUGUUAAGGGACUUGAAAGCGAGAUCUAA